This is a messenger RNA of Arvicola amphibius (Eurasian water vole), 2399 nucleotides long. It is a transcript of the gene Slc38a6, whose product is annotated as solute carrier family 38 member 6. Gene Ontology annotation, biological process: L-glutamine transport; amino acid transmembrane transport. NCBI's taxonomy places the organism in Eukaryota, Metazoa, Chordata, Mammalia, Rodentia, Cricetidae. Bases 111 to 1628 code for a protein of 505 amino acids. The record is from RefSeq and is a predicted model, not a curated record. The transcript has 17 exons. Gene Ontology annotation, molecular function: L-glutamine transmembrane transporter activity.
GAACCCGGAAGGGCCAGGCUCGUAACUCCGCCCCUGACGCGACUCAACUUGGGCGAGUGGGGCCGGGCCAGAAGCUCGCUGAUGGAACUGGUAGUCGGGAGAGGGGCAGCAUGCAGGCGUCUCAGGGCAGCAUCCAAGCCCAGCCGGGCUGGUACGUCUCUGCCCAGCAGCCCGAGGAGGCGGCGGCUGCGGAAGAGUGGAGCCCGUUGCUAAGCAACGAACCUCACCGACAGGGAUCCCCGGGUGUUUCCUUUGGUUUCUCAGUCUUUAAUGUGAUGAACGCCAUCAUGGGAAGUGGCAUCCUUGGCUUGGCUUAUGUGAUGGCUAAUACCGGUAUCCUUGGAUUUAGUUUCUUGCUGCUGCUAGUUGCUUUCCUGGCUUCUUACUCAGUCCAUCUCCUGCUCAGUAUGUGCAUUCAGACAGCGGUGACGUCUUACGAAGAUCUCGGACUCUUCGCUUUUGGGUUACCUGGAAAGGUGGUGGUUGCAGGCACCAUAAUAAUUCAGAAUAUUGGAGACUACGCUUUCGCUAGAAAUCAAACAACCAGGGACGGUCCUACUCACUCUUGGACGUCUGCGAUGAAAGCAAAGGCAGUUAAUUUCCUAAUUCAUGUCUUCCUCAACUCAAAAACAUGGCAAGCUAUGUCAUCUUAUCUUUUAAUUAUUAAAACAGAGCUUCCUGCUGCUAUUUCAGAAUUCUUGUCUGGAGACCACAGUGGGUCUUGGUAUCUUGAUGGACAGACGCUGCUGCUCAUCAUCUGUGUUGGCGUCGUGUUCCCUCUUUCGCUGCUCCCCAGGAUAGGCUUUCUUGGCUACACAAGCAGUUUAUCAUUUUUCUUUAUGGUGUUCUUUGCUCUUGUGGUAGUGAUUAAAAAGUGGUCCAUCCCUUGUCCUGUGGCCUUAAGUUGCAUCGAUGGAGUGUUCCAGAUUUCCAAUGCUACAGCUGACUGUAAACCAAAGCUCUUUCAUUUCUCCAAAGAGAGUAUUUAUGCUGUACCAACCAUGGCUUUUUCAUUUCUCUGCCACACCUCAAUAUUACCCAUUUACUGUGAGCUUCAAAGCCCCUCAAAGAAGAGAAUGCAGAAUGUGACCAAUACAGCAAUUGCUUUAAGCUUCCUGCUCUACUAUGUAUCUGCACUCUUUGGUUAUCUCACUUUUUAUGACAGAGUGGACUCAGAAUUGCUACAAGGCUAUAGUAAAUACUUGCCACAUGAUGUUGUUGUCAUGGCUGUGAAGUUAUGCAUACUGUCUGCUGUGCUUUUGACAGUCCCUCUAAUCCACUUCCCUGCCAGAAAAGCUUUAAUGAUGAUACUUUUCUCAAGUUUUUCGUUUUCGUGGAUUCGUCAUUCUCUGACCACACUAGCGCUCAACAUUAUCAUUGUUUUACUUGCAAUCUAUGUUCCUGACAUUAGGAAUGUAUUUGGUGUAGUUGGUGCCAGCACAUCAACAUGCUUGAUCUUUGUGUUCCCAGGGCUGUUUUAUCUGAAACUCAGCAGAGAGGAUUUUCUCUCAUGGAAGAAACUUGGGGCACUGCUCCUGCUCGUCACUGGUACCUUGGUCGGGAGCUUCAGUUUAGUGCUCAUCAUUUUUGACUGGGUCAACAAUGAAAAACAUAAUUUUCUAUCAUAAAGAAUAAUUUACCUCUAUAAUCAAAAAGGAAUCAUUUUGGAAGGCAUUGGAUAUGAAAAUUACACUCAGGAAAAUUAUUACCAGCAAAGCAGGACAGAGCAGCAGUAUGGGGCAGAAAGUAGGCGUUUAGUCAUUUUUUUAACCCAAAAUUAGAAAAACUCACCGUGUUCUUAGAUAUAUUGAGUCAUUCUUUUGUGUGGCAGUUUUGUUUUGCUUCAUUUUUGAGACAGGAUCUCAGUGCAUUGACCAGGCUGGCCUUGAACUCACAGCUGUCCGCCUGCUGCUGCUUCAGGAGUACUGGCGUUAAAGGCGUGCACCACCACCAGCCUGGCGCAUUCCUGCCAUUUGUGACUUUAAAAAAUUAAGUAGCCUUUAUUUUUUUUAGAGUAGUUUUAUGUUUACAGGCAUAUUGAGUGAACAAAAUAAGGGAUUCCAUGUGACUCCCUACCCCAACCUCCAGCUUUCCCUGAUAUGGACACCUUGUGUCAGGAGAGCACAUGUUAUACCCAGGGAUGCUAAAGGUCGGUGUGAGGGUUUGCUCUUGGCCACCACUGAUCUUUUCAACAGAAGGCCGUGAUUGGGAUCAUGUAGGACCGUGUGUCAUUUUGAGACUGACUUCUUUGAUUUAAUAGCUUGUUUCCUUUUAAUUAUGAAUAAUAUCCCAUUAUAGGGAUAUAGGGAUGUAUCAAGUUUGUUGAUCCACUCACCCUUGGAAGACCUUCCUACUGCUUCCAGGUUUUGCCAACAAUCAAUAAAGGUGCUAAAACUGUU